AUGAGUAAAGACUCAUCAAACGGCGCGUCUGCUAGUUUUGCAGAAAAAAUAAGCGGUACAGCGAAGAUAGAUUCCUCUUUAGACAAUUUAUUUAAGCAAUCUAAACCGCUUUCGCGUCCUGCUUUCAAAGAACCCACCAAAAUAUCGUUACCAAGCACAGAUGAAAUUGUUGAUGAAAGUCCUGAACAAGGAACCGAGAUUGAAGUCGAAAAAAAGAAAUUAAAAGAAAAGAAGAACCAAUCCAAGAAGAAGAAAAAGUCUGGUUUGGACAGUGACAAUCUCGAAGCCGAUUAUUUUGAUAAAUUAAGAGAAGAGGAAGUAGUCGAAAAGGAAGUAGUUAAAAAGGAUGCAGAAAGCGAAGACGAAGAGGAACGAUCUAAAAAGGAAAAUAAAGAGCAAGGAUCCGAAAAAGAGAAACAAAAGUCAGAACAGGAGAAAUUGGAACAGAGGGCAAUAAAACACCAACAAGAAGUUAAAAUUCAACAAGAGCUCCAAAAGUCCGAAAAAACUAUUUUCGUAAAUAACUUGCCAUCUAAAAUUGUUGUAGACAAGCACGAAUACAAGUCUUUUGCUAAGCAUUUUCGUCAAUUCGGAAACAUCAAAUCGAUCAGGUUUCGCAGUUUGGCCUUUUCCGAAUUUUUACCUAGGAAGGUUGCUUUUCUUGAAAAGAAACUUCAUGCUGAACGUGAUACAGUAAAUGCUUACAUUGUUUAUGAUGAAGCUUCAUCUGCCAGAAAUGCGUUAUCAUUGAAUGCCACCAUCUUUAUGGAUCGCCAUCUUCGCGUAGAUAGCGUUAGCCAUCCUAUGGCUAGAGAUGUAAAACGCUGUAUUUUCGUUGGUAAUUUGGCUUUUGAGGCAGAGGAAGAGCCAUUAUGGCGCUACUUUGGACAGAGCGGUGAAAUUGAGUAUGUGCGUAUUAUUCGUGAUCCCAAGACAAAUUUGGGCAAAGGAUUUGCCUAUAUUCAAUUUAAGGAACCUCUUUCAGUUGACAAGGCUCUUUUGUUGAACGAAAAACAGAUGCCAGAAGGAAGAACUCUACGUAUUUCAAGAGCCAAAACUAUCAAACCCAACGCUUCUACUCCUAAUCGAAAUGUAAAGACAAAUGUAAAGACCAACAACCCAAAGGGUCGUACUUUGCAGGGUAGAGCCCGUAAAUUGAUAGGUAAGGCAGGAAAUGCUUUGGUUGAACAGAACUUGUCUUUAGAAGGCCAUCGGGCUAAACCGGGCGAAAAUCCUUUAGCAAAGAAAAAGAAGCCUAGCAAAAAGCGUAAGGAACGUGCCGAUACUUGGAAGCAAAAUAAUUCCAAGAAGGCUAAGGUCUAA
This is a messenger RNA of Schizosaccharomyces osmophilus, 1323 nucleotides long. It is a transcript of the gene nop12, whose product is annotated as RNA-binding protein Nop12. Lineage: Eukaryota; Fungi; Ascomycota; Schizosaccharomycetes; Schizosaccharomycetales; Schizosaccharomycetaceae. Bases 1 to 1323 code for a protein of 440 amino acids. The transcript is spliced from 3 exons. The record is from RefSeq and is a predicted model, not a curated record. Gene Ontology annotation, molecular function: RNA binding.